GGAAACCCUCAAACAGAAAAAGGGGCGAUCCUUUUUGUAGGGUGGAACAGAUGGUGGAGGACAGCGCCGUUGUCAACAUGGAGGAGCUGGACAAUGACGCCGAUCUCGACAACAUGGCAAAGACGGACAAUGACAACGAUGACUUGAACGAGGAGCAUAUAAAAAAAGAUGACGUUUUUGUGCCCGUGAAUGAUGAGCAACUCAAAGACGACGUCAAUGUCCCUAAGAAUCUCACCGACGACAACAAUCUUGGUGUGGUAACUAUAGUCCCAACUUAUAGUUUAACAUGGAAGCACUUGUGGUUCCAUAAUCAAGAUGAUGAACCAGCUUCUAGAGGGAAGAAAUUAAAGCAGAGGAAGGACGCAACUAGAAUUAAGAAAAGAUUGAAGUCUACAGGGGAACACGCUAGCGAGUAGGCAGUCAAAUAAUUUAAUAAUGAGCUCAAGAGGAAGAUAGCAAAACAUAAAAUUUCUUGCUCGUUUGUUUCAUCAAUAGUUCUUAUGAAUGUUAAUCGUAUGUGACAAACUAUAUCAAAACAUAGUUAAUUUGGUUUUUUUUUUAAUAGAAUUUGGUUGUGUUUGAUGG
Linum tenue is the source of this 585-nucleotide messenger RNA. NCBI's taxonomy places the organism in Eukaryota, Viridiplantae, Streptophyta, Magnoliopsida, Malpighiales, Linaceae. The record is from the annotation of a GenBank genome assembly.